Molecule: messenger RNA, 735 nt
Organism: Miniopterus natalensis
Lineage: Eukaryota; Metazoa; Chordata; Mammalia; Chiroptera; Miniopteridae
Source: RefSeq, a predicted model, not a curated record
AUUAAUGAUUGGAAAAUAUGAAGUGUUUUGUUUCUUUCCUCUGAUGAGUGUCACUGUGGUUUAAGACACUUCUACACUCUAAGCCAGGUAGCUAAAUAGAAAACAAACAAAUGCUCUAAACAUUUCUAUACUGAAGGCUGUCAUGAGUCUUACCAAACAAGUCCCUGCUUUUGAAUAUGGAAUGGUUUCAAAAUAUACCAGCAUUAUGAUUGUUAUUAUUCCAAAUGUGAUAUUUUUCUCCCCAUCUUUGUGGGGCACCAGGUAGGAACAAUGGAUGGCUGCAUUUCAUCUCAUUGCCCUGGUAAGGCAGAACAGGGAGCUAAGGAGGCCCUGAGGCCCCCCAGUGAGCUGUUCGGGAAGUGCAGAAGGCUGCAAAGCUGGCCAAGACUUGCCAGGUGGCUGCAGACUGGAGCGUCCAUCCAGGCAGCGCCUGAACCAGAUCCAGGCAAGUGGGCCAAGUCCUGGAGGCUGUCCCUGGGACCAGAAGGUAUGGCCAGAGGGAAGCAUGGAUUUAAAUUCCAGGGCAUAAGACUAAAGCUCAUCAUAUCUAAGAAGAAGGAGCUGAAAAUGACUUUUUAUAAAUGCUUGAAGGACACUGUCUCAUACCGAAUCAUAUGUAGUAACAUUUAAGAAGGGCCUGAUUGUCGUUUCUGUGCCCUGUGGAGCACAUUUGACUUCAAAGGCAGCUCCGUGGGGCGCAGGGAGAAAGGAGUGUGCUUUUAUUUCGAAUUUUGG